UCCCUGGUGUGGGAUGACGUCAAAUUCAAGAUGGAUGGAAUCACAGCGGCAGCGGCGGCUGCGGCGCGCGCGAGCCGAGUGUGAGCGGAAAGGGGCCCGGCGUCUGCCUCGCGGCUGAAGACCGCGGCUUGCGGGCUCCGAGCGCUUCUGCGCGUGCGCCGGGCGCGGCGCUCACCGAGCAUGCCCCGGGCCCCCACGUAGCCGAUUGUGCCUUCACAGUGCGCAUGCCCCGUGCCCGCACUUGGCCUCGCCCUCGCCACUGCGCACGCUCCGUCCCUCACUGGGCUUCCCUCGCCGGGCCAGGUGGCCUUGGGGUGGACGCCGCCGGCCGGGCUUGGCGCGCGCCGCUGCGCGAACAGUCGGGAUGCCUUCCGGCCGGGGCGCGUGCUCGCGUCCCGGGCAGGCGUGGCGGCCGGCGGGUGUGCGCGGGAGCGGCGGGGCGCUGGGACCCGGCACCUGCUGCCCCCCGGCCCCGCCUGGCGGCCGCCGGCGCCACCACCGAGUUGACUUUGCUUUCCCGUCCCGCCCCCUGGCGGGCCCUCCGCCGGACCUGAGCGCGCCCCUUUCCCUCCGGGAGCCCUGGGUUGCUUGCUCCUCCGAGUCCACGCCCGGCGGCAGCAGCGCAGCCCCUCCGCCGGACACAGCUUCCCCGCCGGGCUCUGGGUGGUUCCCCACUUGGGAAAGUCCGCGAUCUGCGGCCGGAGGCGGAGAGGAGGGCGGUCCCGGCCCCGAGACCCCCGUGGUGCUGUCGGGGCUGCUCACCGCCCAGACCACCACGAGGAUCGUGCCUUGACCCGCGGGGGAGCCCUCGGCCCUGGCCCUCCGCGCCGGCUGCUUGCACUCCCGCCGCAGGGCUGCGUGGCUCUGGAGAGGGCCGCCCCGCAGCACGUGUGGAGUGGGGUGAUCGUAGAGACGCGGCCUCCGCGGGCUGGCCCGACAGCGGGGAUGGAGGAGACGGUCCCAGACCCCGCUCGGCGCAGCAGCCCGGGGCGUCUGAGUGCAAGAGCGCACAGCGCUGCUCCCCUCCAGCAUCCGAGGGCAUCAGCGCAUUACAGCCUUGGCCGGCGGUUGUUCAUAAGGAUGACCCUGAGUCAUCAAUAAGGAGCCUGCGUUAGGUUCUGCGUACCUGUUUAAGAAGGCAAGGAAGUGGGUUAAUCCAUUUUAGGAAGAUUUCUCGUUGUCAGUUAUGUUUAAAAAUUUUCUUCCCUCUGAUGCUCGGAGUAAAUCCCUCAUCUACCUCUGGUGACUGACAGUCGUUACAUUUACAUUUAAAUGCCCCCAAAUAGUGAUGUUAAAAAGAAAGUAGGAAUUUGGGGCUUUGGUUUACUUAAAAGUGGCCUUAUGUUUAAUUCAUUCUUCCUUUUAGCGCUGUGUAUUGAAGGUACAGUGUGCUUCCUUUGGUGGGUGUAAAAGUUGAGGAGGAGGCAACCCCUGCCCUGGAGGACCUUACAGGCGGUUCAUGGGGUGGGGGGGGGUUCAGGGGUAACAAGACGGGGGCUCCAUGCUUGAGGGAGUCUGGGUGAGCAGGAGGUGACUGAAGGGACAGUUUUAAUUGGCCCCAAAGCCAGUGGGGAUGUAGAGAGCAGAUCCUGGAGCUGUUUGUGAACAAGCUGUGACGGGUCGUGGUGACUGGCUAGAGACGAAAGAGAAGAGGCUUCUGGUUUUCCAGACUGCUGGUUGGCCACACACCAAACUAAUCAGGGAACAUGUAAGGACAGGCAGAUGUGGGGGUCAGGCCGUGGGGGUGGGUCAUAAUACCAUCCCGGACAGAUAGAUAUCCUGUGAUGGGAGUGUUCGGUGGGUACCUGAGAGGCUGGAGUCCCAGGGAGAUGCAGAUUUGGGAAUCCUCAUCCAAAAGUGGUUAAAGCCACGAGAGCUCAUACAGAAAGCCAAGAAGGCUGCCACCUGCUGAGCUCUGUCCCAGACACUGGAGCCAGAAAGGUGGGCAAGUCCAGGUCUCGAUACUUUCUCUCUGCACCCAGUAGAUAGCUGCCAUCCUGUGCUAAGCAUUAGGGAGACACAGGUGGAAACAAGGGUUCUUCCUUUUAAGGACUCUGAUGAGGGAGACAGACAGAGAAGCAGAUCACUCAGCAUAGCCCCGGUGAUCUUGCUGAAGAGGCCAAGGACUGUGGUAGUUAGAUGACUGAGCGACUGGCUGGGAGCAGGUCACGAGGGUUUUGUAAGACACUGAUGUUUGAGCCGGGUCUUUCUGGAGAAGUUGGCCACAUACAGCAACAGUAACAAAGAUAUUUUAGGUGGUUGGAAUCGGGUGUGCAAGUUUGUAAGUUGGAUGGUAAGGAGUGUGUAGUAAGGGUGGAGAGAAGAAAUGGUCUUGUAUGCCAGUCUGUAGAGUUCAGAUUUCAUCGGGAGUAAUAGAAAAAUCAGUAUGGUAUUCUAAGGACAGUGAUGGGACGAGCUUUACUUUAGGGAAAAAAAGGCAUGUUUUCCAGGCCCGCAUUUAGAGUGCAAGAUGCCGUUGAGCAUUGUGAAGAGUAUCAAAAGAUGUUAAGCAGAGUUUUAGUCCUUUGGUAGCCAACGGUUCUGCUGGGGAGACGAGCAGCUGAGAAUACAUGGCACUGAACGAGCACCAUGUAAAUGCCGCCACUCACUGUAGCACAGGAUUUGAAAGGUGUUCACUUGUUAUAAAUGAAAGUAGUCAAGGAAGGUAUAUGAGUCUGCUAGGGCGGCCUUGACCGACUACCACGGGCUGAAACAGCAGAAGUGUGUUUUCCCACAAUUCUGGAGCCUGGAAGUCUAGGAUCCAGGUGUCAGCAGGGUUGGUUCCUCCUGAGGCCUCUCUCCUCGCUGUGUGGAUGGCCGUCUUCUCCAAAUGUUCACGUGGUCCCCCUCUGCGUGUGUCCUGAUCGCCUCCUCUUAUAGGGACACCAGUCAUAUUGGUGCCCAUAAGGCCCACCCUAGUGACCUCAUUAUGGCUUAAUUGUCUCUUCAAAGACUCUCCAAAUACACGUACAUUCUGAGUUGCUGGGGGUUAGCACUUCAGCAUAGGAAUUUGGGGAGGCGAGGGGGACACAGUCCAGCCCACGACAGAAGGCUGCAUGGAGGAGCUGACACUGGAGCUGAGCUCUGAAAGACGAUUAAUGUUCCGCAGAGUGGAGUGCUGGGCAGGGGGCUAGAUGAGGUCUAGGACAUCCCGGAUUGGGUGAUGGAGGAGGCAGGACGUGCAGCUCGGUCUCCAAGGCAAAGUGUCUGCAGCAGGAAGUUACCACAAGGGAAUAGUCAAGGAAAAGAACAUUUAAAAAGCAAUUGGAAACCAGGGUUACAAAGCCCAGGAGUCCAUGUUUUUAAAAUGUUGCUUUUUAACCUAAUGGAGAACCAUUGUUUUUAUUAUUACUUCUUUUCACUCGGGUCUAAGGUCUCAGCUGAAACACCACGUCGAGGCCUUUCCUGACUGUCCUCCCCAAGCCCCUUGUUACUUUGGCCCAGUCGCAGCACCCUAUUUAGUUCCAAGUCUGAAGUUAGCUUUUUUGUUUCUUUUCUUGCUUAUCUGAUUUUCCCUACUAGAAAGUGGGGGCCUUGUCUGUUUUGCGCCCCCCUGCACUUCAGGUGUGUCUCACCAUGUCUUGCUCAUAAUAGGAACUCAGUCACUAAGUUGAAGUAAUAACAGUUUACUUAAUGUGCACGUCCGAUGAAUGAUCAAAGCCGUGUUGUGGGAGGCUCGGUCCAGCAGCGGUGUUACAAAGGGUGGAUUUGGAGGGCAUGAGGGGAAGAAGGAAGACCACUCGGAGAUAUAUUAGUUAGGGUCUUUUAAUAACAAGAACAGAAACUGACAGGCUAGCCUGCAUAGAACAAGGAAUUUACUGUAAAGACACAGGGUUGCUCUGGAGGGUUAAGGAAAAGCUAAAGAAUUGGGCCAGGAAGGGCGGAAACCAAGGUAACCAGCGGCUGCGUCUUCAGGCACUGCCGGAGAAAUCAGCGCCCCUCCUUUGCUGCCUCUCUUGUUCUCCUCGGCCAACUUCCCGGGAGAAGGUUUCUCAUCGGCUUGGCCUUGCUUGUUGCCUGCCCCUGAGCGAGGGGAGAGCAGCACAUCAGCCUGCACUUGGGGGCGAGGGGGCUUCUUCCAGAGCCAGAUCAGGGGUCCUCGACUGGCAGCAGGAGUGGCUACCGGCUGGGUGGAGCCAGACGAGAGAGGCUGCUCUAUCAAGGAAGGUGCCAUGAAGAGCCUGCGCUGUCGCAGUAGUCCCCGGGCUGGUGGAGCAGAGGGCACCCCGUAAACCAAAACGAGACCUUCCCUAGAGAGACUGAAAGGCCGUGAGAUGGGAUCCAAGGGAGAGACAUUACUGCCCUUGAAGGAUCAAGUAAAGGAGGCUAGCUUUGAAAUCUGAGGAGCUUUAGAUAAUUUCUGGAUAUCUGCAUUGUCACCUAGUGAGUGAUGAUAAGACCCAAACUCAGAGCCGACUUCCUGUCACCAUCUAAUAGUAAAAUCAAACAGAGAGAGUCUGGGCGAAAUCCAGAGGUGAGAUUUGGGGUGAAUGCUGUGUGCGUGUUUAUGCUCCAAAGUCAAAUGUGGGUGGAUGCUCUGGUUUUCUCACUAGGUGUUUGCUUUCUGUUAUGGGCGUUCCUCCUCUUGUCCAGUGUCAUGGUUCAGACUACAUAAGCAGUCCCCAACAUUCCAAACGAUUGUGUGCCCAGAGUUCAGUUUUGGGUUAAUGUUUUGGAGGUAAAGAGACAUUUUCCUAUAGAACUGGUAGUAAGGGGUUUGUUGGCUAGUCUUGGAGCAAAUUUGAUAUUUAAUGUACCUUAGCCCUGGUACCAGGGCUCCAAAACUUGAAAGGCGGCGAGGUUGUUUUGGUCUCUUCCCAUCUCCCUUUCUGGGCCCCUCACUCACCACCUAGUGUCCUUUUAUCUGAAUGCUUAGCUGUGCUUUGCUUUCUUCUGUUUAUAUCCCCAGGAUGCUCUAUUCUCAAAUUGCCUACCAUCCCACCAUCCCCUUAACAAUCUUAACUCCCUGCCAUGGAUCUAACAUUGCUAUAGGAGGAAAUUAUUUGUAUGGAAUUAAUUCCUAUUAAGAUAUGAGUUCCCUUCCCCUCUUAGCGUUUAGUACCUGAGGAAUUUGAGGUCGUGCUAUGCAAUAAUUUCCUGGCCUCCAGUUUUGAAGGGCUUUGUGGCUGUUCUGGGAGGUUGGACCUUCGGGCCGGGGCAGGCUUAGCCCCUGGCCGGGUCGGAGGUGUGUUUCUGAAGAGCGUCUGCAGUGGGGAUGCGAGGAGUGGAAGCUUUGGGAUGACGCCACAGUCAGGGAAUGUGUGCUGCUGGAGAACAAGCAGCUGGCCAGCUCACUCAUCUCUUGUGAUACGUGACAUAUAGCAGCCCACGUAAACCUUCAGGAAAAGGAGAGAGGAAGGAAGUAAAAUGCGUGCUUGCCAUAUAGGAAACACUGGAUCUACUAGGAGCCUGCAGACAUGUUACGUCUUGUCUUCUUCAUGAAAUCCUCUGUGGUCAGAUAGUAUCAGAAAGGCCGAGUGGUCCUUACCAGGUUACUUACCUAAUAGGUGGCACAGCCAGGACUGGCGACAGGUAGACUGAUUUGAAAGACUUUUCCAUGGAGCUGUAAUGACUUCCAUGAGUUGUUAGCCACAGAGAUUCUCCCAUUUUGCCAUUUCAGGAAACAUGGACUAGAAGCAGUUCAGGCGGGGUUUGGGAGGAAAUUCUGUGCGAGGAUCCAAGUGGUGCGCGAACCAGCCCUGUUUCAGGAUCUGGCUUUCCUCGGGGAUUUCCUCCCAGCUUAUUCUAUCAAUCAUAAACAGGCCUUUUCUUCCACAUUUCACCCACUUUUCUUUUAAGAGUGCCAAGGUUUUUCCAGCAUGACUAAAGUGGUAGCAGGAACUCCUGCCUUGAUGAGUCAGGUCGAGAUGAGCAGUGGAAAAGGCCCGGGAUGUGGACACGGGGGCAAUAUGUAUUGAUACGUGAGAACUUUUAGCUUUCUGAUGCACUGUCUUAAUGAUUAUCCAUAAUUAAAACAUACAUGAGCAACUGGAGUUUGAUAAGCCAGAGAUUUAUGCAGGAGAAAGUACGUCCAUCAGCAAGGCUGGCCUUGUCUGAGGGCUGAAGAGCAGGAAAAGCAGGAGGGUUUGCGAACUCAGUUUGCACAUCCACCAGCUGCAGAGGGUUUGCUGGGUUGGCUUGUGACAUUUUGCCUGCAUUCUUAAUGGAGCAUUUUACAUUUUUAGUUAAGUUGUUAAACUCAGUCAAUAUACCUACUGUCAUUGAAACACGAAAGUCCAAAAUGUUCAUUGUUUGUAGCUAGACUAGGAAAGGGACCGUUGUUUUUAAGUUUUAAUACUUGAACUAAAGGUAGAAGCAAGGGCCUCAACGUGAAGGUGCCCUGCACUCUCCUGUCACUGCAGACACCCAGAGCCUUUGUCCUGGCCUGCUGGAGAGGCUGGGAGAGUCACUCUCCUCCUCAAGUGGCCUUACGUUAGCCUCCAGGACCCUCAUGCCUCCAUCCCCUCUCCGGCUCCUCGCCCGCCCUCCCCUCCACAUAUCCUUUGCUCCAGCCAGGACUGUAUCUUGUCUGUGUGACGUUGGACACACUGCUCCUGUCCUUGAAAUGCCCUUCACCCUUCUUCCUGACUGCUCCCACCCUCUCUGACUCCUGCUGGUUCAGGAAGCUCUUCCAUAGGAUGGGUGCCUUCCCUGACCUCGCCGUCCUCUGAGUGCGAUGGCCUCACCUGCACACUGUCUGUCCUUCUGCACGCUCCCAUCUGGUGCUGAGCACGCUAGAGCAUGAUGGCGGACUGGCUUGUCCAAUUCCACACAAGACUUCAAGCACUGUAAGGUGGGACCGUGGCUGGCGCACUGGUCUCCUGCCUGUCUAGCCAGGUCUAGCACAUACUAGACAGGUGUCCAGCUGUAAGAAGCAUGUCACGUGGUGACUAAGAGUCCAGGCUCUGAGGCCAGUCCCCCAGCUCCACUGCCAACUGACUGGGUGACCUUAGGCACAUUACUUGACCUCUCAGUGCCUCAGUUUCCUAAUUUGUAAAACAGAGAUGAUGACAGUGCCCAGCUCAGGUGGUUAUGUGAGAAUUAAAAGAGGUAACUAGAGCCAGUAUGCUGUAGGGGUCAAGAGCGUGGCCUUGGCAGCCAAGUCACCUGGUGGAAUUCUGCUCUGUUUCUUAUUAUCUGUGUGACCUUGAGCAAGUUACUUAACCCUCUAUGCCUUAGUUUCCUCAUCUGCAAAAUGGGGAUAAUGAUGGUACCUCCUAAGGUUGCUGUAAAGAGUGAGUUUAAUGCAUGAAAAGUCUUUACAGUAGUCUGCGGCAGCGUGAGCACUCCAAUGUUAGCUGUUAGAAACUGUCCAGUUAGUGUUUGGCUGGCUGGAAUGGAGAGUCAAUCCUGUGGAGUCACUGUGCUGUGCGUCAGGAAUGUGGACGUGCUUUGUCACUUUUCAAGCAGGCGGUCUCGUUGAUAACUAAAUGGAGGUUAUAGUCAAGUGAAUAGUUUUAAACCCCAAAUAAUGUUUAGGGACAGUGACUGUUUCUCUUCCGACUCAACUGUGAGUGACUUCUUAUUCCCUAAUUCCCAGCUGUUUUCAUUCAAAGAGCAUAAAAGCCCUUGGUUCAAGGGAUUAGAAGCAGUUACUUAGAACAAAAACAGGGAUCAUGAUCAUUUGAAGAAAGCAAAAGAAGCUUUCUGAACGAUGAAAGAUGAGAAAAUGUUGGGUUUUGCCCUUUAGGAAUAGAGUCCGAAUGGUAUGUGGAGUAGCAUUUGCUUCCUGUCCAGGGACAGAGAAAAUCUCACUUGGUUUAGUCCUCAUACAGUUCCUGAGCCUCCACCUGUGGUUUCAGGUUCCCUUGGUCUCUUAGUUUGGGUUCCCCCAAAAGCAGACCCUGAGACAAGGAUUCAGUUGUAGAUGUUCAUUUGGGAAGUGACCCCAGAAGUGCAAGAAGGGUUGUAGGGAAAGUGAAGCAGGAAAGGAUGCCCAUGAAGCUUACAUUAAUGAAUGCAUUCCUAUUCAUAUUUAAAAUAUCAAAACUGAAUUCCUGAAAAAAAUCUGAACCGAUUUUUCUAUCAAACUUCAAAUCAAGUAAAGACAUCCUUCCGGUGGUUCUGGCAGAAUCCUUGGAGACAUCCUUAACUCCUCACUUUCUUAUCCUCUACAGUCAGUCCAUUAGAAAUCCUAAUGACUGCCUUUAUCUCCGCUGCUGCCACCCUGGUCCAUGCACCAUCAUCAUAUCUCACCUGCAUCAUUGCAGUAGACUCCUAGCUGGUCCAGGCCACCAUCAUGUCUCACCUACAUCGUUGCAGUGGACUCCUAGCCCGUCCAGGCUGCCAUCAUGUCACAUCUGCAUCGUUGCAGUAGACUCCUAGCCCAUCCAGGCCGCCAUCAUGUCUCACCUACAUCGUUGCAGUGGACUCCUAGCCCAUCCAGGCCGCCAUCAUGUCUCACCUGCAUCAUUGCAGUAGACUCCUAGCCCAUCCAGGCCGCCAUCAUGUCUCACCUGCAUCAUUGCAGUAAACUCCUAGCUGGUCCAGGCCACCAUCAUGCCUCACCUGCAUUGUUGCAGUAGACUCCCAGCUGGUCCAGGCCACCAUCAUGUCUCACCUGCAUCAUUGCAGUGGACUCCUAGCCCAUCCAGGCUGCCAUCAUGUCACAUCUGCAUCGUUGCAGUGGACUCCUAGCCCGUCCAGGCCGCCAUCAUGUCAACACCUCCAUCAUUGCAGUAGACUCCUAGCCCAUCCAGGCUGCCAUCAUGUCUCACCUGCAUCGUUGCAGUGGAUUCCAUGUUGGCCUCCCAGCUUCCUCUCUUGCCCUACCUUCCAUGGUCCAUUCUCGACAACAUAGCCAAAGCAGUCUUUGUAAAACAUAAUUUGGGUCAUUGUCCUUCGUCUGCUCAGAGUCUUCCAGUGGCUGCCUGCUUCACUCCUGGUAAGAAGUGCUGUUCUUGCAGUGGCCCACCCAGCCCUGCACGGUGUCUCCUCGUGCUUCUCCAGUGUCAUCUUCCAUGGUUCCCUCAGCUCUCUACUCCAGCCCUACUGUUACCUUGGUUCUUCCCUCUGCUUUAAUGCUCUUCCCUCUUGGCUCAUCCUUGCCUCCUUCAGCCCUUCUCAAAUGCCAUUUUGUUGGAUGAGUGAACGAAUGAAGGACAUGUGGAGUUCCUGGCACAAUUUAUAGUGUGUUGUAGGUGCUGAAUAAAUGACAGCAGUUACUGUUUUUUUCAUUUAAUUCUCACAAUAGCAUUAUGUGUAGCUGCUGUUAUUCCUAUUAUACAGUGGGGAAAACUGAGGCUCAGAGAGGUUGAUGAGCCCAAGCACUGACUUUCAUGCUGUCUUGACUCCGCGCUCAGGAAGGAAUAUGUCGUACAUCUCAGCCCCAUUGUACUCUCUUGCAUGGGUGGGUAUGUACGCACAUAACUGGAACAAGAGUUUCACGAGAGCUUGGUCUUAGUACCUUUGAGACAUUCUGACGUUUUCUCCUCUGUCCCAGUCAUUUUAUUUUUCCUAUUGCUGAUUUCAAACCACUAAACUGAUUUGAAGAAACCCUUUUGCAAAGUACUUGUCUAGGCCUUUGAUUCUGCAUGUUACUUUUCCCUGUGGCGACAUCUGAACUAGCUUUCUCAAAAAUUAUUCGCACUAAAAACAGUGUUUGGUAUGCAGCUGAGUUGAUAAGUGUGGCAUUAUAAGUUUCUUUCUCUGCUGACCUCUGUAAAAGAUGACAAGGGUUGCUUUGCACAUAAAUAGAUAUGUGAUUAUAAAGACCAUAUAUUAGGAUUAAGAGAGAAAUUAAAAUGGCUGACAGGAAAGGAAAAGGAAGGGAAAAUAUCUUUAACAAACAAUCACAAAUAGAGGAAUUAAAAUCUCCCAUUGAUGUGAAAUGAUGGGAGGCAGGAGUGAACAGAAACUCGAUACAGUCUCACCGAGUCACUCAUUCGUGGACGGGCUACAAGCUUCGUCCCCGGAAGCAAAGUCAUGCCUCUGAGUCAGUUCAAUUGAGUCAGCACCAUAGCACAGAGUCAGAAUAAAAUUCGAGAAAUUUGUAUACCAUGUUUGGUCGCUCCAGAUUGGUGGCCUAGCACACUCUUCUUUGUGGCUCUUCAGAAGAGCUGGAUGCCAGUCGACCAACAGAAGCUGAUCCUUUGAAGCCGAAGGAGAACCUGCAAGUGUCCGCGUGCCAAGUUUGGUACACCUACUGCUUGCCCUCAAGAGAAUGCUAAAACCGUCACAAAUAGUCCUGGUUCCUUUAAUCCAUUUUGAUAUUAAAAGUAAGUGUCAUAACUAUUUUAAAGAAAAGGUGGCAUUAUAAAAUCAAACCACAGGGCUGAGCUGGUACCAUAACAGAAGUCUAAGUGAAGGGUCGGGUCUGGAGAAUCAGGCGUUGUCUCCAUACAAAAUAACUUCAUCUUCAUCAAGAGCACGGGUGGGGUGAAUCUGCACCCUUUGCUUUGAUACUGAAUUAAGUGCUUGUUAGUCCUGCAGUUUCUGAAAAUUAAUUACACAAUAUUCGUUGAGUCCUUACUAUGUACGAGAUGCUAGCUCAUGUGAAUUUUGCAGCAACCGUAAAGGAGGGCACAGUCGUUACUCCCAGUGGGAGUAACUCACGUGGGGACUGGAUAAUCAGAGAGAGGCUGAUGGACAACAGGGAGGAGCCAGCAUCUGGGCCAGAGCCUCACUUGGCUGCUAGGCCCUCGUGUCUCGCUUUUAGAUUUGGAGAGAAUCUCAGUGGGACGUCAAGUGACACCCGGAUUUAGACUUAGUAACAAUGAAGUUUAGAUCCAGGCCAAAGUUUCCUUUGUGCUGUUGUUGAAAGUGUAAUUUGGUAAGAAAAUUCAGUAGAUUGCAAGGUGUUUAGAUAAGAAAGAAAACAAACUCUUUUAUUCUUUACUAUUUCUAACCUUUCUUAAACCCUUUGUGUUAACCUUUGAUGAUAUAGUAAUUAGCAAAUGAUUUUUCUCUUUCCAAAUUCUUACCUAUUUUUAAAGGUCUAGCGAGACCUCUACUUUACAACCCAUUGUUAACAAUUCACAUUGUGUUUAAUUACAUCCAGUAGUAAAACUGAUUUCCUUUCAGAAUUAUGGACUGUAGGGGUUUUGAUAUUUCAUACGUAUUUUCUGAACUAAUGAGGAAUAGAACCAAGCAUCAAGUGGAUAAGGACCCUAAAUAAUAAGCCUUUAUUUUCAGAUGUUGCUUCCCUGCAUACCAGGAGCCUUCUGAGGGUAUAAAAAUGCCUGUUAUUGUCUUCAGUUCCUAAAAUUCUUCAGUUUUAAUGAUUGAUGACCUACAUAAGCCAUAAAACUUGUCUGUUUGUAUUUUCUGUGUUGUUUAAAUAAGAUUGUUCAUCCAGAAAGCUUUUGUCUGCCUGUAAUCUGCUAACUCUUGGCACCUCCGGAAAGACAGCUAGUGUUCCUGCCCCUAGGAGCACUGCACCUCAGGAGCCCUCCUGCGUUUUCGUGACGCUGUCACGUUUUGUCUUUCAGAUCAGCCCAGGCGAUGGAGGGACUACUGCAUUACAUCAACCCAGCGCACGCCAUCUCUCUCCUGAGUGCCCUCAACGAGGAGCGCCUCAAAGGACAGCUGUGUGACGUGCUUCUGAUCGUCGGAGACCAGAAAUUUCGAGCUCAUAAAAAUGUCUUGGCUGCCAGCAGUGAAUACUUUCAGAGUUUAUUCACAAAUAAGGAGAAUGAGUCACAAACUGUAUUUCAGCUUGACUUUUGUGAACCAGAUGCUUUCGAUAACGUUCUGAACUACAUUUAUUCUUCGUCUUUGUUUGUUGAGAAAGGCAGCCUUGCCGCUGUGCAAGAACUGGGCUACAGCCUUGGGAUUUCCUUUCUGACUAACAUCGUCUCUAAAACACCUCAAGCCCCCUUUCCAGCAUGUCCCAACAGGAAAAAAGUGUUCAUAGAAGAUGACGAAAACAGUUCUCAAAAGAGAAGUGUCAUUGUUUGUCAAAGUAGAAACGAAGCACAAGGGAAAACUGUAAGUCAGCAUCCAGCCGACGGAAGCCAUACUUCCCGGCCUGCACCGAACCUUGCCGUCAGGACCAGCACCAGCAAGCCGCAUGUUCCCAAACCGGUGGAGCCGCUGCACAACUUGUCAUUGACUGAAAAGACUUGGCCAAAAGAUAGUUCUGUAGGGUAUGCAAAGUCUCUCGAGCAUUCUGCAUCUGUGGAUGAUCCUAACAGAAGCAGUUUGGGGAAAAGGAAUGCAGUGCUGCCUUCAAAGCCGCUACAAGACAGAGAGGCAGGGGAUGAUAAACCCGGUGUGAGUGGUCAGCUGCCCAAAGGAAAAGCCAUAGAGCUGGCUUUGAAAAGACCACGGCCACCUGUUUUGUCUCUUCGAAGCUCAUCAGAGACUCCGUAUCUGUUGAAAGAAACUAACAAAGGAAGUGGUCCUGGCGAAGAUAGAAACUUGCUGUACUAUUCAAAGCUGGGGUUAGUGAUCCCAUCCAGUGGGUCUGGUUCUGGAAACCAAAGCAUCGACAGAAGUGGCCCUCUUGUCAAGAGUCUCCUCAGGCGGUCAUUGUCGAUGGACAGCCAGGUUCCUGUCUACUCACCCUCAAUAGAUUUGAAAUCUUCCCAGGGGUCAUCUUCAGUGUCAGUCGACGCACCAGGGAAUGUGUUUUGUGCUUUAUCUCAAAGGUCAUCUUUAAAAGAUGGCGGUGAAAAAUCAGCCCUGGAUGACCGGACUCCAGUCCCGCAGCCGCACCGCCUCCGGUCCUUCAGCGCUUCUCAGUCGACAGAGAGGGAGGGAGUGCCCCCCGUCACAGAGGUCCGGAUCAAGACCGAGCCCCGCAGCCCGCUGUCGGAUCCCUCGGACAUCAUCCGAGUCACCGUGGGCGACGCCGCAGCGGCCUCCUCCAGCACGAGAGACCUUUCUCUGAAAACAGAAGACGACCAAAAAGACAUGAGCAGACUGCCAGCCAAAAGGAGGUUCCAGGCGGACAGAAGACUGCCGGUUAAGAAGCUCAAGGAGGAUGGGCCCGGUUCUCCGGGGUCAGCAGACAAUUUGGAGGAAGGCUCAAGCCCCGCUCUCCUCGAGGCAGAUUUUCCAGAUUCUGACUUGAAUAAAGAUGAAUUUGGUGAGUUGGAGGGAACAAGACCAAACAAAAAAUUUAAAUGUAAACAUUGCCUUAAGAUCUUUAGAUCAACAGCAGGUCUUCACCGGCACAUUAACAUGUACCAUAACCCAGAAAAGCCCUACGCUUGUGACAUCUGUCACAAGCGGUUUCACACGAACUUCAAAGUGUGGACACACUGUCAGACCCAGCACGGCAUAGUGAAGAACCCGUCACCAGCCUCUAGUUCACAUGCCGUUUUGGAUGAGAAGUUCCAAAGAAAGCUGAUUGACAUAGUGAGAGAGAGAGAGAUUAAGAAGGCCCUGAUCAUUAAGCUCAGGCGCGGCAAGCCCGGCUUUCAGGGCCAGGGCGGCUCCCAGGCCCAGGUCAUCAAGCGGAACCUGCGAUCACGAGCCAAAGGGGCGUACAUCUGUACGUACUGUGGAAAAGCCUAUCGCUUCCUCUCGCAGUUCAAGCAGCACAUAAAGAUGCACCCGGGAGAGAGGCCCGUUGGCGUCCACAAAAUUGCUAAGCCAAAAGAGCAUGUUCCUCUCGAGAGUCCGGUAGCAAACAAGGAGGUUUACCAGUGCCGCCUCUGUAAUGCUGAGCUCUCUUCUCUUCUAGAGCAAGGAAACCACGAGCGCCUGUGCCGCAACGCGACCGUUUGCCCCUACUGCAGCCUUAGGUUUUUCUCGCCCGAGCUGAAGCACGAGCACGAGAGCAAGUGUGAGUACAAGAAGCUGACGUGCCUGGAGUGCAUGCGCACUUUCAAGUCCUCCUUCAGCAUCUGGCGGCACCAGGUCGAGGUCCACAACCAGAACACCAUGGCGCCGGCCGAAAACUUCUCCCUCCCCGUCCUGGACCACAAUGGUGAAGUGAGCGCGCCCUCCAGGCCCCAGGCCCCGCCCGAGCCCCGGAACACCAACCACCUGGUCGCAGCGAAAGACGACAACGUGUUCAGCGACUGUUCCGAGCAGGUGAACUUCGACUCGGAAGACUCCUCCUGUCUCCCUGAAGACCUGAGCCUUUCGAAGCAGCUGAAAAUCCAGGUGAAAGAGGAGCCUGCGGAGGAGGCUGAGGAAGAGGCGCCCGAGGCCAGCGCUGCCCCCAAGGACGCGGGCUCCAGCGCGGACCCCGGCCUGUGGCCCUGCGAGAAGUGCGGCAAGACAUUCCCGGCGCACAAGCAGCUGGAGCGGCACCAGGAGCUCCUGUGCUCCGUGAAGCCCUUCAUCUGCCACGUCUGCAACAAAGCCUUCCGCACCAACUUCCGGCUCUGGAGCCACUUCCAGUCGCACAUGUCUCAGGCAGCAGAGGACCCGGCGCACAAGGACUCGGACGCGUGCCCUGUCCCCACAAACUCUCCGUCGCCGCCGCCUCUGCCCCCACCACCGCCGCUGCCCAAGAUCCAGCCCCUGGAGCCUGACAGCCCCACGGGGUUGCCAGAGAACCCGGCCCCCUCCACGGAGAAGCUGUUUGCGCCCCAGGAGUCAGACACGCUUUUCUACCACGCCCCACCCCUGUCAGCAAUCACCUUCAAAAGGCAGUUCAUGUGUAAACUUUGCCAUAGGACCUUCAAGACGGCGUUCAGCCUCUGGAGUCACGAACAAACCCACAAUUAAAGGGCCGCCCCUUCUUACCUGUGACGAAGCGGGGGACGGCCUCCUGGUUCCAGCCUGCAGGGUGACAUGUGUCAUAAGAAACAAAAUAUUUUUAAAAAAGAAUAAUAAAGGUUGGAAAUUGUUAUGCUUGAAUGUAAGUGUGAGGUAAACUGGUGUUAAUUAGUAAUGUCCUUACUCCACUUAGAAACUGAGAAACAUCGUGCUUCUGGACGUCUUCGCCACAGGGCGGUGCGACUUCAUUACUGUUGACAUUUGGUUGAUCUCGGUUGUUUGCAUGGUCCCCUAUCCAUGGUGUCAGUAUAAUCUUUCAAUUGAGGUUGUUUUGGUUUUUUACUGAUUUGCAAUUAGUGGAAUACUAUUAAAGUAUUUCUUCCUUUGAUUAUAUCAGACACCUAAGUUCUACUUAAAUCUUAGCCAUGUUCUUAAGUCCAAAAUGUAUCAGGAAGAAGUGGAAUAGUUUGCAGUAUUGGUUUAGAUCUUAGAAUACUUUUUAGCAAUAAGAAAAAUGAUAAACCUCAACUUUUGUAAGUUAUCCUGACACUUGAUAAAAAUAAAUAUUUGGUAUUUUGUGGUCAUGUAGAACUUUUUUUUGUAUGAAAAUUGUGAGAAAUUUAAAUCAGCAAUAGUAACACUUAAAUUUUUAUAAAAUAACUUGCUCUUGGGUCAUUUACUAUAAUUAAUGGUGGAAGACUUGGGAAAUAAAAAGAUUAAGAUUUCCAGAAGGCCUCCCGGUUGGUUUACAAAAGCUUCAGUCGCGACAGGCAUUACGAUCAAAAGUGCUGAUCGUGCUGCGUGUGCACGGCACACUUGUAAAGUCAGAUCGGCAUUGGAAGGACUGCACACGUGUGCUUUCCUGUUUGAUGCUGUCACAAACUGAAAAUCUGAGUGUGUUUGGGACAAAAAACAGCAUACAGCAGUAGUUUCGAACUUAACAACGUUGGUAUCACAAAUCAGGUAGGACGUAGACUGACGAAGGCCCCGGGCCCCUGGGGUCAGUGGGGCCGCUCUCAGUCCUGAAUUCCCGCUGACUUCAGGGACGGGGAGCAGAGGGAGAGCGAGCACACUGCAGUCCCACAGGCUUUUCAGAACAAUGGACACAAUGCACAGUUUCCUGCCUCUGUCUUGCGAUGAUUUCUGUUAGCACUUGUUGGCGUUUAUCGUGGCAAAACGCCCAUAGUGAAGCCAUUCUGCUUUACGUCACUGCUUGAACUUUCAUACAUAUGUGUUCAAGUGCUGUCAAGGGUCCAAAAUUAGUUUCUGCUGCUCAUUUUGGUCCAUAGGGUUUGGUCUUCUUUUUCUUUCCUGUUCUAAGUUGUCAUUAAAAGCCUUUCAGUAGGUGUUGUCCAGAGUUCAAUGGGGCGUUCAAAAGGGAAAAUUUUUAUUUUACUUGAGGGUGGCGUAGAUACAUACAAGUAGAAAUAGUGUUGAAACUACACAAUCCUUUUAAGGUAGUGAUAUGGAUUAAGACUCCGAGUUUAUUAAUUUUUUUUACAAGCUCUUCUUUCAAAUAAAAAGAAUCUCUUGUGACGAAGAAAUAAUUUGCUGAGUUACUUAAAUUUGUCCUCUCGCAGAAAAGAACUCUGUACUCAUCAAUCUCAUUACCCACAUUCCAUUCCAGUGGUAGGAAAGAUAUUUUUAUUGAAACCCAAGCAUUUUUGUAAAAUACUGAUUGACUUUGUACAUCAUAGAAAUUUUGCCUCUCAUUCUUUCAUUUGAAAACUAUUAAAAGUCCCCACGUAUUUGAGUGGUUACUUCCUAUUUUCGUUCUUACUUAAAUUCGGUGGAGAAAGGAAAAUAAGAUUAAGCUGCAGUUACUCAUUAUUGCCAUCUUUAUAUUUUCUUGAAGAAAUCUAUGCAUUUUAAAGACAAAACUAAAGCAUAUGAUCUUAGGUGAAACAUGAGGAUGGAUUAUUGUUCCCUGAACUCAUUCCCUGUGUGAGGUGAACACCUUGGUAGCUGUCACUUCAAAACAGUUUCCUUCAGAGCCAUCACUACUGACGGCCGUUGGAGCACCUCAUAACCCCCUGAUGCACAGUAUCUUGGCGUUGGAAAUCCAGUAUCCCAGACUUGAACCUUUAUGCUACGUUUUUGAAGAUUUUUUAAUAAUGUUAAUUAGAAGAAAGAUAUUUUUGAUCUAAAUAUAGGCUCUGCGUAUCUGUUAGAUUUUUAAAAUUUUGCCACUGUUUUGUCUUGUUCGUUCACAUUUUGUCUAGGCAAGGAAUAUAAGAUUUCAAAUAAAAUUUUGAACCAAAAACAUUUAUAAUGCAGUUCUGGUUUUUCUAUUACUUUUUAUACUGUAUCUGAAAAGCAUUAGGCUGGAAGAGUUUAUUUUGAUGGUCAAAAAAUGAAAUAUGCUUCCACUCCUGUAGCUAUUUUAAAUGUUAAGAAGUAAAAUAAUGAAAGACACCUUAAUUGCUUUGUUCAGCAAACAGUUUUUUUAACAAUGUUUUUCUCAGCCAGUAGGCUAGUUGGUCUUUCAUUGUUGCAACUCUUUAGCUAGUAAAGAUAUUCUUGUAAAUGUUUUUUCUGAUUGUAAUUAAUUUUUGAAAAUGUAGAAAGCUUGUUAUGCCCUGUAAGUAUUCAGGAUGCCUGCUUUGACGCGGUUGUGGAAAGAAUGUAAGAUGUUUUAAUAUAUUCUUUGUUAAUCUCAGAACCUUUUAUUGAAUCAUUUUCUUCAUGUGGGGGAGGGAGGGAGGAACACCAUAAAACAUGUUUUUAUCAAAGUAAGCAAUGGAGGUAACUGCAUUUUUUAAUAGUAAUAUUUCAAGAUUAAUAGAAUAUUCGCCUUCAAAACUAGUUAUGGUUAGUAUGCAUUAUAAUUUUAUCAAAAUAUACAAAUACUUCAACAGUGAUGUUAUUUGCAUUUGUGGGGAGGUGGAUGUGGUUCUUGGUUUUCUGUUUUGGAAUGGAUCCUUACAGCCUCUUUAAAAAUAUGCCCCAGCACUUAAUUGGUGGUAAUCGUAUCCACACAUAACACCCGCUGAUGCUGAGCAUAGAAACAGACGAGAGUGAAAUGUGCCCUUUUGUGGAGGCAGGAGGUGUCUCCAUCUACAGGCCAACUGACGGUCAGGGUGAGGGAGGGACAGGAAUUAACAGCUCUGAAGUCAGCCUUUGUUCCCACAGAUUGUGUGUGUGUGUGUGAGUGUGUGUACAACCAUAAUCUGAAACUUCAGGAAGUAAAAUAUUUGAAUUUUCUUACUACAAAAGUAAUUAGAGGUCAUUCAUAACAGGUUUCUUUAUAAAUUGCACUAAUUAAUAUUGGAAUAUUAUAAGUCAGUUUAUCAAUUUUUGAUGUUUCAUUCAUGUUUUUUGCAAUAAUUAUGAAAAGCAUUAUUGAUUUAAAUAAUGCUAGCCCAUAUUCUUUAAUAAGUUCUUUAACACUGGCUUUUUUUUUAAGUUUUAAGAAUAGGUUUUUCUCUUGUGGCUUUAGCACUUUAAGAAGUUUGAUGUUUGCAUAAUUUUUGACACACUCGUUCAGUGCUUCCCGUCGAGUUCUCUAGUGUACGGCAUUUCCACGCUACUGGGAAGAAAACUGAGCCGUCCGCAUUUAGAUUCCAGAAGAGCAAAAAUGAGUUCAUGUUAGAUUUUUUUAAAAUUCCUUUUAGAGACAAUUGUUUGGGAACCAAAGUAUUUUACUGUAAAACUUUAAAAUAAUUGGAUUCAGUGCUCCUGAGUCUUUUAUUCGUGCUGUCCAGAUUUCCCACAAAGUUGUACUUGGUUAAUACUAAUUUUCAAAAGGUGGUAAUUUCUUAGUGACAUUAAUCCAAGAGUAUUUCAGAAUUUUCAUUGAAUAAAUGCUUAUUGUUAAAAGAAAAACAAAUGUGGUUUUAUAAUUGUGUAUAUUUUGUUGACAUAUGCCUUAGCAGAGUAAAUCAUUGUUCAAUUUUAUUUAGGAAUAAGCUUUUUUGGACUGAAAAUUCACAGUAAAAUAGGAUUUCUAUCUAAUGUUAAUCCAUUGCUUAUUUGUAUCCAAUUCUGUUGUCUGUUUACUUUGCUUAAAUCUUGACUAAGAAUGAUUGGAGUCAAUAAAUUUGUACUGUAUUUUGUUCUGA
Equus caballus (horse) is the source of this 18677-nucleotide messenger RNA. Lineage: Eukaryota; Metazoa; Chordata; Mammalia; Perissodactyla; Equidae. The record is from RefSeq and is a predicted model, not a curated record.